Messenger RNA from Labrus mixtus (cuckoo wrasse), 5934 nucleotides. RefSeq names its product leucine rich repeat containing 8 VRAC subunit Db (gene lrrc8db). The transcript is spliced from 2 exons. NCBI's taxonomy places the organism in Eukaryota, Metazoa, Chordata, Actinopteri, Labriformes, Labridae. Gene Ontology annotation, molecular function: protein binding. The coding region runs from base 372 to 2927 and encodes 851 amino acids. The record is from RefSeq and is a predicted model, not a curated record.
GGUUUUCUGUAAAUUUCGUUGUGUAAACCACAGCAGAACUGGUUUAAAUUGAUGGCUGAACUGUGUCGUGGAGAUAGACCUCGGUGACGGUCUGUCUUUUUACAGUCUAUGGUCUGAACCGAGGACACUUGGAACAGCUGGUGUUGCGUGCCGGCUGUGUCGCCAGUCAGAGACGCAGCUGAGCGGACCCGACCAUCUGAAGCGGAGUGGGGGGUAGGCAGAUAAGCUGUUUAUAUCCCGGCCAGCAGGCCCACGGUUUGACUGAAGCGAAGAAUGGACGCCUUCAUCCCCGCAUUGAAACAUGGCUUUUAAAAGGAGGUGUUACUCGGUACUGCUGGAAUCGACAUAACUGGACCAGGACUCCUAAAGGAAUGUUCACCCUCACAGAAGUAGCCUCCCUGAACGACAUCCAGCCAACUUAUCGGAUACUGAAACCAUGGUGGGACGUCUUCAUGGAUUAUCUUGGCAUUGUCAUGUUGAUGUUGGCCAUAUUUUCUGGAACCAUGCAGUUAACCCGGGACCAAGUGGUUUGUCUUCCCAUUCUGGAGCCCACCACAGAGGAUGCUGGGGGAUUUCUAGCUUCCCAACCACCAGAGAUGGUUGAUAGUUUAUGGAACAAAGAGAGCGCCAUUGGAGAGCAAGCUGCUCCUUUAAUGGCUAAAAAGCCUCCUGAUAUCAUCACGCCUACAGUUCCAUUCAAAUCGCCGGAGACUUUUGGCCAGCCUCAGCCUACAGGUGUCAGGACCAAACUUGAUUUUCAGCAGUAUGUGUUUGUCAACCAGAUGUGCUACCAUGUUGCCCUGCCUUGGUAUUCCAAGUAUUUCCCAUACCUCGCUCUGAUCCACACAAUUGUUCUCAUGGUCAGCAGCAACUUCUGGUUCAAGUACCCAAAGACAAGUUCCAAAAUAGAACACUUUGUUUCCAUACUUGGAAAGUGUUUUGAAUCCCCUUGGACUACCAAAGCACUGUCUGAGACUGCAUGUGAGGACUCAGAGGAGAACAAACAAAGAAUUGCCGGUGCCUCGUCCCUCCUGAAGCAUCUGUCCACGAGCAGCGAGGAGGGGAGUCCAAACCAGUCUGCCCCAAUGCUGAACAAAUCCGGGGUUACAUUUUCUGCUGAAAAGCUAGUUAGUGAAAUUCCGUCAAUGACCAUCUUGGACAAGAAAGACGGCGAGCAAGCAAAAGCCCUGUUCGAAAAAGUCCGGAAAUUCCGCGCCCAUGUGGAAGACAGUGACUUGAUUUACAGGCUGUACGCCAUUCAGACAGUCAUCAAAACAGUCAAAUUUAUUCUGAUCCUCUGCUACACAAUGACAUUUGUUGCCUCCAUAGAUUUCGACCAUGUGUGUGAGCCUGAAAUAAAGCAUUUGACAGGAUACAAAAAGUUCCAGUGUACGCACAACAUGGCGUUCAUGUUGAAGAAGCUCCUUGUCAGUUAUAUAGCUCUCAUAUGUGCUUAUGGUAUAAUCUGCAUAUACACACUGUUCUGGCUUUUUAGGCGACCACUCAAAGAGUACUCCUUUGAAAAAGUCAGGGAGGAGAGCAGCUUUAGCGACAUUCCAGAUGUCAAAAAUGACUUUGCGUUCCUCCUCCACAUGGUCGACCAGUACGACCAGCUCUAUUCAAAGCGUUUUGGUGUUUUUCUCUCCGAGGUGAGUGAGAACAAACUGCGGGAGAUCAGCCUGAACCACGAGUGGACCUUCGAGAAGUUGAGGCAGCAUGUUACACGCAAUUCUCAAGACAAGUUGGAACUCCAUCUGUUCAUGCUCUCAGGAGUGCCAGAUGCUGUGUUUGAUCUCACAGAUUUGGAAAUCCUCAAACUAGAAUUAAUCCCAGAGGCCAGGAUAACAGCAAAGAUCUCACAAAUGGUAAACCUUCAGGAGCUGCACUUCUAUCACUGUCCUGCCAAAGUUGAACAGACGGCAUUUAUCUUUCUUCGUGAUCACCUCCGGUGCCUUCAUGUCAAAUUCACAGAUGUUGGGGAGAUUCCUAGCUGGGUGUACAUGUUGAAAAGUUUAAGGGAGCUGUACUUGGUUGGUAACCUGAACUCUGAAAACAACAAAAUGAUUGGACUCGAGUCUCUACGAGAUCUCAGGCACUUAAAGAUACUGCAUCUCAAAAGCAACCUCACAAAGAUCCCGACAAACAUAACAGAUCUGUCCCCGCAUCUGAUUAAGUUGGUUAUUCAUAAUGAUGGUACAAAACUCUUAGUGCUUAAUAGUCUAAAGAAAAUCCUGAAUCUUGCCGAACUGGAGCUUCUGAACUGUGAGCUGGAGCGUAUCCCCCACGCUAUCUUCAGUUUGACAAACCUCCAAGAACUGGACCUAAAAUCCAACAACAUUCGCACCAUUGAGGAAAUCAUCAGCUUUCAGCACCUCAAGAGACUGACAUGCCUCAAACUUUGGCACAACAAGAUCAUCACGAUUCCAUUGUCCAUUAGCUACGUCAAAAACCUUGAGUCGCUCUAUCUCUCACACAACAAACUCGAGUCACUACCCUCAUCGUUAUUCACUCUUCUCAAGCUGAGGUACCUCGAUGUCAGUCACAACUCUAUCUCUGUAAUACCAUUGGAGGUUGGCUUUCUUCAGAACCUCCAGCAUUUUGCCAUUAACGCCAACAAAGUCGAGGUAGUUCCCAAGCAACUGUUCAAGUGCACCAAACUAAGGACCUUAUGUCUCAGCCACAACUGUAUCUCCUCCCUUCCAGAGAAAAUUGGCCAACUCUCCCAGCUGACACACCUGGAACUGAAGGGAAACUGUCUUGAUCGUCUUCCCGCUCAGCUUGGUCAGUGUGGUCUCCUGCGCAGGAGCUGCCUCAUUGUGGAAGAUCACCUCUUUGACUCGCUCCCCAUGGAGAUCAAAGAGAGCAUCAAUCAGGAAGCUAGCGUUUCUUUUCCAAAUGGAUGUAAAUGUCUAAGUGAUGGACGGUAGUCGCAUUCCAAAUGGCAUCAAAUGUCGAGCAUCACCUUGGGUUCAAAGACGUUUUUAUUUCUUUUUUCUUUAAUCAUGUCAUUAUCACUAUUAUGCUUCAUGAAGUGUUAGCAACUUAUAAAAUGAACAAAGCAGAGCUUUGUUCAUUGGAGAAAUUUUAGAUAAACUCCAGAACGAUUAUGGCUUUUGUAACGCCAGUAUACAUAUUCAGAAUAAAUUAAAGGAAAAAACAUGAAUGCUUGAACCCUACUGUGAGGCAAUGUACUAGAAAUGUCACUCUAUAGUGGGCAUUGUUGCUUUUAUGGUUUGGGUCUACUUGAAAGACUAACUUCAAAUCUGAUUGAAGUUAGUCCGGGAGUGGUUUGAUUCGUAUAAUUAUGAAGUUAAUGGCCUUUACAGUCACCAGAUUUCAGCCUAGUUGAACACAAAUGAGCGAUAUCUAACUGAAGUGUUAAACAGCGACUUCCACACCUUCAUUAAAACGUUAGGGAAUGUUUUUUGGAAGAGUUGCGUUAAAUCCAUCCAAUAGAGUUCAGCGACAUAUAGAGUAAUGGAAAGGUGCAUUCUCCAUAUUCAGAUAAUGGUAAUUUUCCUCUGUUGCCCUCUCAGGGCGGGAAGCUUAAAUGCUGUAACAUUAUUGUACUGCUGUGACCUGACAAUUGUAAUCAGCUAAUCACUUUCCUAUUAAAUACCAACUGAACAAAAAUUCAUAGUAAAAAUUGAGAGGGCCAUUGGCCCAUUUUUCAUGUUAAAACAACAUAUUUGAUGACCUUAGCUUCUGUAACACAACAGACAAUGUUAGCAUUCUACCAUAAUCCACCAAACCUUACGAUAGCCAGCAACUCUUUCUAUUAUACUCUUUUAGGACCCUUGUCCACCUAGCGUUUGUUUUUGGUCAGAAAAGCUCUGCACGUCUGUCCUCUCUUUAUGACAAUCAGACAAGACACGAUCCGUAGGCGGCUAAAAUACAGGGAAUGUCAUACAUUUGGAAAAGAGCAUCAGUGACACCAACAGCCAAGAGUUUCAACUUGAGCACUGGGAGCGGCUGAACAAAAAAGUCGGAGUGCUCGGAAAGAUGCUGGGCACUGUGCUUUUUCUCCAGGUGGCCACUUUCUGCUGUGAAAGCUCUCUACUCAUUGAAAACAAUUGAAAAAAGAAAAUAACGCUAGGUGGACUUGAGUCUAACCUUACGUUAAACAGUUAUAUUAGCCUUUAGCCAAUUAUUUGAUAGGAAGUGUUAUAAUGUCAUAGUGCUAGCUACUAUAAGCAUGACAUUAUAACAGCAUUUAAGCUAACCACCCUCAGCAUGAUGGCAGAGGGAAAAGGUCCUCUGUGUUUAUAGACAUUUUAAGGGUUUCUUCCAGCACGUGGUGGAACAUCACAUCAUUAAGACACUGUUGAUUUUCACAUUCCUCACAGUCGCUUUUUUACAUUUGUUUUUCUUAAUGUAGAUGCACAGUUGCAGUAAAAUCUCUCAUAUAUUUGACCUUUUGUAUGCACGGACAUCUAUAGCAGAACUACAAACAUUUGUAUACCUUUUAAAUUAUAACCCUUUUUUUAUAAUUAUUUUGGAAAUUUUGAUGCCUUUACUGUAGAGAUAGGACAGUGGAUAGAGUUGGAAAUCAGGGAAGAGAGUCGGGAAUGACAUGCGGGAAAGGAGCCACAGGUGGGAUUCGAACCUGGGCUGCCCGCUUGGAGGACUCCAGCCUCCGUGCAUGCGCGCACUAGCGGGACCCCCACUAUAACCCUUUUUAAACCUUAGAUUUCUUUGAUUAACUCCAGAUUAGAUCUAGAUGCACUUGAGUGAGUUUUUUUUCAAGGGAAGGUUCACUCAAUGACUGAUAUCAGCUUUGGUGUCUAUGCUAAUAGGUUUUUAUAUGCCUACGAUUUGGAGUCUAAAUACAAGAAUGCAAACAUUACAACAAAGUCUGCAGUGCUCCUGGUAGUGAAUUAAAGCAAGACACUUCUCUCCAGAAAGAGCGUCUCUGUGACCUUUACAUUUUUUACGCUUACAUUUGAUCAGCAAAAAAAUAUUUGUGAAUUCUGUUUACAUUAAGUGUGUUGACUAUCCGGAGUGACAAGACUUUGCUUGUCCAAAUAGAUUAUUUUUAAAUAAACUUUCAGUGCUGUAAGCACCAUUAAUAAUACUGAGAGGAAAAAUGUAUUAAAUCCCCAAGGAGAAAUUACAUUUUUACACACAUAUAGGCCAGUAAUACACACACAUGCACAGUCAGGAUCCUGUGGUCAUGAACUAAUGGAGAGGGAGGGGCUGCCAUCCAGAGUGCCAGAGUAGUCUGGGAUUUGUAGCGCUGCUCAAAAACCUCUGCAGGGCUCGCUAAGUGAACUGGCCCCUCUUUAGCAACCAAACCAAUUUCCAUAAUCUAGUCUGUAUUGGGACUUGAACCGGCUAUUCUCUGGUUAUAUAUCCUACAGACUGAGCUACUGCCGCCCCCCCAACUUAUGACAGUAAGUUGAGAAUAAGACUUAAAAAAAGAUGAACACUGUAACUCCUGUGUCCAAGAUCAGGAAAGUUUAAUUUGGACUCUUACCACCCUUAGUCAAAAACACUUCAUUAACAAAAACAACACCUGUGUACGUAUGACCUUGUAUCCUCAUUAACCUUAUGCAUUCCACUUUCAAUGUUCUUGUAAAACAUUUUCAUGUACACAUCAGAAGAGAUAAAGGUUCCUAUCUGACCAUUCUAGUCUACUUUUUUUGAAAAAUCUGACCCAUGCAUUUAUUUUUUUAUACAUUUUCCCCCCUUAAAGGAGCAGGCAGCAGUUUGUUCUUUCUUUAUCCCGCUGACAGCUAACACACAUCGAUGUGUUUCUUUUUUUAAAAAACCUUUUCCCGUCAUGUUUUUAUUGCUGUAAACGGUAUAGUUAUUAUGUAAUUAGUGUGUUCAUUCUUUGUAUUUAUUACCUCAUUAUCUGUUCUGCUCACUGCACAGCACUUUAUAAACCUGAUUUAUAAACGUGCUCUAUGAAUAAAGGAACUCUCACUGUUA